This is a messenger RNA of Saccharomyces cerevisiae S288C, 1728 nucleotides long. It is a transcript of the gene UTP9, whose product is annotated as Utp9p. Bases 1 to 1728 code for a protein of 575 amino acids. Gene Ontology annotation, cellular component: nucleolus. The record is from RefSeq and is marked reviewed. NCBI's taxonomy places the organism in Eukaryota, Fungi, Ascomycota, Saccharomycetes, Saccharomycetales, Saccharomycetaceae. The transcript has a single exon.
AUGGGCUCCUCUUUGGAUUUGGUGGCGAGCUUCUCGCAUGAUUCCACUCGUUUUGCAUUCCAAGCAAGCGUCGCACAAAAGAACAAUGUGGAUAUUUAUCCAUUAAAUGAAACUAAGGAUUAUGUGGUCAAUAGUUCAUUAGUGAGUCAUAUUGACUAUGAGACAAACGAUAUGAAGGUUUCAGAUGUAAUCUUCUUUGGGUGGUGUAGUGAUUUGAUAGAUACGCAGUCAUCCAAUAUCAAAAGAAAAUUAGAUGAAGAUGAAGGAACUGGUGAAUCAAGUGAGCAAAGAUGUGAAAACUUUUUCGUUAACGGAUUUCCUGACGGAAGAAUUGUUGUUUACUCUUCUAAUGGUAAGGAUAUAGUUAAUAUCAUCAAGAAUAAAAAAGAGAUUUUGGGAGCAGACACAGACGAGUCUGAUAUAUGGAUUUUGGAUAGUGAUAAAGUCGUUAAGAAAUUACAGUAUAACAAUUCGAAACCUCUAAAGACUUUUACGCUAGUUGAUGGUAAAGAUGACGAAAUAGUUCAUUUCCAAAUUUUGCACCAAAAUGGCACUUUAUUGGUAUGCAUUAUUACUAAACAGAUGGUUUAUAUUGUUGAUCCAUCAAAGAGAAGACCCUCUACUAAGUAUAGUUUUGAAAUAUCAGACGCUGUAGCAUGUGAAUUUUCUUCAGACGGUAAGUAUCUGUUAAUUGCCAACAACGAAGAAUUAAUAGCUUACGACUUGAAGGAAGAUUCAAAGCUGAUCCAAUCAUGGCCUGUCCAAGUGAAGACAUUGAAAACUUUAGAUGAUUUGAUAAUGGCUUUGACUACUGAUGGUAAAAUUAAUAAUUAUAAGAUUGGCGAAGCCGACAAAGUUUGUUCUAUAGUUGUAAAUGAAGAUUUGGAAAUUAUAGAUUUCACGCCAAUAAACAGCAAGCAACAGGUUCUAAUUUCAUGGCUAAAUGUCAAUGAACCCAACUUUGAAUCUAUUUCUUUAAAAGAAAUUGAAACUCAGGGGUAUAUUACAAUAAACAAAAAUGAAAAAAAUAAUGCUGAUGAAGCGGACCAAAAGAAAUUAGAAGAGAAAGAAGAAGAAGCUCAGCCUGAAGUUCAACAUGAGAAGAAGGAGACUGAAACUAAGAUAAACAAGAAAGUUAGUAAAUCAGAUCAAGUUGAAAUUGCUAAUAUUCUCUCAUCGCAUUUAGAAGCUAAUUCAACAGAAAUAUUGGAUGAUCUGAUGUCUGGAAGUUGGACAGAACCAGAGAUUAAAAAAUUCAUCUUAACCAAGAUCAAUACAGUAGAUCAUCUAAGUAAGAUAUUUUUGACUAUAUCAAAGUCAAUAACACAAAAUCCAUGGAAUGAAGAAAAUUUACUUCCGUUGUGGCUUAAGUGGUUGCUGACUUUGAAAAGUGGGGAGUUAAAUUCUAUAAAGGAUAAACAUACAAAGAAAAAUUGCAAGCAUUUAAAAUCUGCAUUAAGAUCUUCAGAGGAGAUCUUGCCUGUUCUACUCGGUAUACAAGGUAGAUUAGAAAUGUUGAGGAGGCAAGCAAAAUUGAGAGAGGAUCUUGCACAACUAUCUAUGCAAGAGGGUGAAGAUGAUGAAAUAGAAGUUAUAGAGCAUUCAAAUGUAAUUAGUAAUCCUUUGCAGGAUCAAGCAUCGCCUGUUGAAAAGCUUGAACCAGAUUCAAUUGUUUAUGCAAAUGGAGAAAGUGACGAAUUUGUCGACGCAUCGGAAUACAAAGAUUGA